Messenger RNA from Falco peregrinus (peregrine falcon), 6175 nucleotides. It is a transcript of the gene NIBAN1, whose product is annotated as niban apoptosis regulator 1. Lineage: Eukaryota; Metazoa; Chordata; Aves; Falconiformes; Falconidae. The transcript has 14 exons. Bases 102 to 3494 code for a protein of 1130 amino acids. The record is from RefSeq and is a predicted model, not a curated record.
GAGGAAGCGGCGGGAGCGCGGGGCCGGGCCGGGCGGCGGCACUCCCCGGCUGCGCUCCCCGGCAGCGCCCGCAGAGCUGCGCCCGGCUGCGCCCCGGCAGCAUGGGCGGCUCGGCCUCCAGCCUGCUGGACGAGAGCAAGUGCGCCUACAUCCGAGGAAAAACAGAGGCCGUCAUCAAAAACUUCAGCCCGCACUACAGACGCCAGUAUGCGGUGGCUUUCUGCAAGCACGUGCAGGAUGAGCUGGAGCAGCACCGGGAUUCCCAGUCCCGGUUCCUGAAAACCAAGCCCCCGCUGGAAGCUGGGACAGUCUUAUAUGAAGCAGAGCUGCUGCAUUUUGCUGAGGAUCUGAAGAAGUGGAAGGACAGAUAUGUCGUUAUCAGAAAUGACUACACUGUGGAUUGCUUUGAGAGUAAAGAGGCCUACCAGAAAGGAGCCAGCCCUAAAUAUCACAUUCUUCCUGCAGGAGGCAAAGUACUGACUUCAGAAGAAGAUUACAAUUUGCUGUCUGAUAAACAUUUUCCAGAUCCUGUUGGGUCGAGUGAGAAGGAGGUCGCCCAAGCCUUCGUUCAGCUGCCGAAGGAGUUCCCGGUUUACCUGUGGCAGCCUUUCAGCCGGCACAGCUACUAUUGCUUCCCGGAGCCAGAGGCUCAGAGGCGGUUCAGCGCCAUGCUGGGGGACUGUGUGAGACACUCAAACCAUGAUUUUCUCAAGCAGACCACGUACGAGGUCCAGGCGUUCUUAGAAGCCAUUCAGUUCUUCCGGCAGGAGAAAGGCCACUAUGGGACGUGGGAAAUGAUAACUGGCAACGAAAAAGAGAUCCUGAGCAACCUUGUGAUGGAGGAACUUCUGCCUAACCUUCAGACAAUGAUCCUGCCUAAAAUGAAAGGCAAGCGGAAUGAUAGGAAGCGGGCCUGGUUUAGUAUCGUAGAAGAAACUUACGGCUUAGUCCAGCAGCAGGUGGCAGAAGGAUUAAGUACCUUGAAAGAAGAAUGCAGAGAUUUUGCAAAAUCUCUUGAAGGAACCAUUCGUUCAGACAUGGAUCAGAUUCUGAACUCCAAGAACUUCUUAGCUGGAAAAAUUAAUGCCACUGUUUCUGAGCCUGCCCAGAAGUGCUGCACAGAAAACAUCCAGCCGUUUCUCACGUCAAUAUUAGAGGAGCUCAUGGGUCCAGUGAGUUCUGGAUUCACUGAAGUCCGCUCACUUUUUGAUAAAGAAGUUAAUGAAAUCAUCCAGGACUUCCAGAAGACAAACGAUAUCAUGAAGCUAAAGGAGAAUGUGGAUCAGCUUAUGAACCUACCAUUCAACUCUGUGAAAAUGGAGCCCUGCUACCUGAAAGUGAACCUCCUCCAGGAGCUCCUUCAGGACCUCAAGAGUCGCUUCAAGGUCUAUCAUAUUGAUUUUGUGAUUCAGAGGACACAGAACUUCAUGCAAGAGCUGAUGGAAAAUGCAGUUUAUACUUUUGAGCAGUUGUUCUCUCUAAGUCCCCAGGCAGACUCAGUGAAAGUUGCAACAACUAUUGAAAAAGUCAAGCUGAGAGUACUGAAGCAAUAUGAUUAUGACAGCAGCACCAUCCGGAAGAAGAUAUUUCAAGAAGCACUGGUACAGAUUACUUUGCCCACAAUGCAAAAGACACUGGCUUCAACAUGCAAACCAGAGCUGCAGAAAUAUGAGCAGUUCAUUUUUGCUGAUUACACUAGUGUGAUCCAAGUAGAGAAUGUGUAUGAAGAGAUUUUAUAUCAGACACUGCUUGAAGAAACCCUGAAAGUGAUAAAAGAAGCUGCCAUUAUGAAGAAGCACAACCUCUUUGAAGAUAACUUGAAUUUGCCCUGUGAAAGCGUGUCCAGCUUAACAGACCUAAAGACCCCUUCAGGGUCAGCACAAACAACUCCUGCAAAAAAGCCUUCCACUGCCCGAGCUGAGAUGUCAGACACUGAAGCUCAAAGUGAUGAAACGCUUAUUGUGACAGGGAAAAUUCCUUGGGAGAAGGAUGCUGAUUAUAGAAAGUCAUCAGACAAAGAGGCAGUCACUUCUGUUAAUACAGCUGGGGAUCAGGCAAGCAAAAGUGAAGAAGUGAUCAGUACAGACAUUGGCAAAAAAGAGGAGUCCCUUUCAGCUACCCUUACAAAACAAGAAGUUGCAGAGGAAAAAAGUUCUUUGGAGAACAAAGACUCAGUGAAAGCAGAAUGUGUAGUGAACACUGAGAAAGAGCUUAAGACACAAGAAGAAGCUGCGGAGGAAAAAGUAGCUUGUGGGACUGAAACUGCAGUGAAAGAUUUUGGAGGCAGCCUUAAAAAAGAACUUAAGGUACAUGAAGAGGCAGUGGAGGAAAAGGUAACUUCUGAGAGUCAAACAGCAAUGGAUGCUGCGUUUGUUGGUGGCAUUGAAAAAGAAAGCAAAGCACAGGAAGAACUUUCUGAGAUAAAACUGACUUCCCCACAUGAUAAUGUAGCAGAAGCGGAGAUUUUAGGGAAUGCUGAAGAGAAAAUCAAGGUAGAAAAAGAAAUUUCAGAAAAAUUAUCUCAGAGAGAAAAUGUGGUAGGAACAAGGUUUGAAGAGGAUAGUAACAAAGAAAGCAGUGACCAAGGAGCAAGUACUGAAACAAGGGUUAUUGCCCAGGAUGAAAACACAGGGAAAGAAGGGUUUGGGGAUAAUCCUCAAAAAGAAAGCAGGUUAAAAGAAAAGAGUUGUAAAUCCCCUGAUGAUGUGAAUGAGAUAAAGAGUUUGCUGAUGGUAGCAGUUGAGAUACCAGCAGAUACUCCAGCUGAGAACAUAAAGGAGAUUUGUGAAGAUGAGAUAUUAAAGCUGCAGCAGCACAAUAAAGAGGACGAGUUGAGCAAAAUGGCUGCAGCAGAAAUUCAAGUGAGCCAGACAAUGAUGAAUAAAGAUACAGCAGAAUGCACAGAGUUCAAGGAGGACCAAUCAUCUUCAUCUAGUUUGGGGACAGAUGGUAUGAAUUUAGUGAAUGUGUCCAAGGGGGCCUGCAAUAUGGCACAAGCAGAAUGGCUGGUGGAAAGCUCAGAUACACCUCAAGAGGUAAAGGCAGAGGUGGAGAUGAAGCAAAGCAUUUGGUACACAGGUGUGAGAAGCUGUGGAAGUGAUAGAUUGCAGUCAGAGGAACACACUGAAAACGUGUCCAAAGGCAAAAGAUUAGAUGGGGAAGAGGGAGGCACAGGAAAUAACCAUGCUGUCCCAGUGGAAGUAGGGACUGAGGGCUUUUUUCAUAAUCCUGCUGAAAAUGCAGACACAAUGCAAGUGCCUGUUUUGGAUACAGAAAACCCAACAGGACUGCUAGAUGUGCCGGUUUCUUUGGUGCCAGAGCAGAGCAAGGUUAGCGCCAAAGAGGUGACAGGAGAUACAGAGGCUAGUGGGGGUGAAGGGCAGCCAGAAGAUGAAUCGUCUUCACACAGAGAAACAAAAAGCACCGAAGUAAAAGAUGUUUUCACAGAGGAAAACAGAGAAGACAGUUAUGCACAGCAAAACUCUGAAGAGUAAAAAGCAUUUUUCAGCCCAGCCCUGCAGGAUUUAUUUACUCCAGUAAUCCCUGUUUAAUUGUGAAUACUUACUUGGGUCAGGGCUAGAGGAACUGGGCUUUAUGGUAUUACCAGCUCUUGCAGAUUUAGCAUGGAACCCUUCCUGAGAGAUGGGUAAUACGUUUCUUUUUGGUUAAAGCCGUCACUGUUUAAAACCGGGUUACUGUUGGGGAAUCUCAUAUUUCACUGAAAAUUUGCUACUUUUUAUGGCUAUAGAAAAAGUCUGAAAAUGUGACCACUGAAUGCUUCAAAAGCAACUCACCCCCAACUGUAAAGGUAUUUUAACAACUUAACUGUUCUUAGUGUUUUAGCAGGGGAGUAGCUCAUGAUUUUUACAUGCAUGGAUUUGACAAGUACUGCUAUGAUUCUUAGGUGGUUGGUACAUACAUUUCUAGUCAAGGAUGCUUUUAGUAUUUGCAUGCAGUAUACAGGAAAUACGUACACCUUUUAGUAGUUAAACAGACCAAAUAGUUAAUUUAGUAGGUUGCUCAAAAGCCACACUCUAUGCAAACUCGGCAAACUGAUCACUUAAUUAUUUUGAAGUUUUGACAGAUAUUAAAGACAAGCAAGUGUUCUGAUUUUUUUUUCUCUUAUUGCUAUAUUUAAAAUGGGGAAAAUAUGGGAGCAGGUUUCUCAGUCCCACUCUGCACUUCUGGGUUAUUUAGCCUUCCAGAGCACUUUACGGCUAUUUUAUUUUGUUUUAUUUUAUGGAAGGGAAAGAUGAGAAUGUUUACAAUAAUUGUAACCAAUAGGCAGCAUCUUUCUGGUUUACUUCCCACCAUAAAAUAUAUUCACUUUCAUCUAUCUAAUGCAGAAUAUUAAGAGUUCUGCCAUUCCCAUUCUUACUGAGUUACCCAGUUCUGUAGGCCUUUUUAGGUGCAGAAAUUAUGUAAUAAAUUGCAAUAAUUGUGAAAUAUCAUAAUCAUUGCUAAUAAUGUCUAAUACAGAUGUUAACUGAAGCAGAAAGCAGCCAAAGGUUAUUCACAUGUGCUUGGGUUUUGGAGGGCAGAAUCACAUCGCAAAAGCAGUUAGUAAAAUAAGACCUACUGCUUUCAUAGCUGGCAUAUUAUCAUCCACAUCAAACCUGGAUCUAUGCGUGAAGUUGCUUAUAUGCAUUAUUUGCAUGCACAGUUUAAAGACUGCACAGGAAAGUUUGGAAAUUAAAACCAGUAUUUUAAUAAAAUGGCCUUUAGAGUUCAAAACCUCCCUUUAGAGGUCAAUUUAAAACACCUUAAAAAUUUGGCCUUCAGACUGUUUCUGAAUAAAUAUAAUACAGUACAGAACAGCAAAGAUUAAUGACAAAUACAGUUUGGACUGCAGGAUUUACAGGCAUAAAGACAUGGGAAGAAAUAACAAAGUCCCAAGACUUUGUUGGCAUUUAACUUCAAGAAAUUGUGCCAAAUCUAUUAUUGAAUGUUAUUGAAGUAUGCUAUAAUACUAACAGAGAAUUGACACUAGAGGAGCAAGCAAAUAUUGCUGCAUAAGUAAGGAACGUUGUUGAGCAACUGAACCAACUGCAAAGUCACUAUUGUAAAAUUAAUGCAACUCCUAUUUAUUCCAGAAGCCAUGCUGUGGUAUAGACACAGAUCACAGGUCACAGAGGUUUUCCUUGCAAAAGUACUUUGACUUAUUUCCUUCUUAUAUUUCAUGGAAAAAUACUAAUUUGUAAACACACAAACCACUGUCAGCCAGUAUUUAAAAAAAAUCCUUAGUUAUUUCACUGUCAGCUGCUUUGUUUUUGCAAAUCAUAAGCUAUUUCUGAUAGGUACCAAACAUUAAGUGUCUUCAAAUUAUAACAUGUACUUUAAAGUUAAGCAGCACCAGUCUCUUUUAGCCAUGCUAAAAUCGGGGAAUAUGGCAUUUUAAUACAUUUUUUUAUACAAAAGAGGAUUACCAAGACAGUGAGUCUGUGAAAAACACUGCUGUCUCCUACAAAAGCCGUUUACAGCUGAUAUGAAUUAGAUACAUAUGUACAGAAAAUACUUCAUAAUGGUUCCCAUCAUAGUAAUUUUUUUGUUAUUUCUAUCAUAGGCUUAGAUCUGGGUAAUACUUUCCUAUAAUAUUGAAGAAUUGAGUUGUUGAAUACAGAUACUCAACAUACUUGUUUUUCACAAGGAGAAUGGGAAAGAACAAGGAAGAUCUAGCAUAUACAUCUCUCUGUUCUGCAACUUAAAUAGAAGUUCCUCAUGGCUAGGGGACUGAUUUUUUGCCUUUGUGGACGUUUUCUGUACAUUCAGAUGUCUGCAAAUGGAUAGAGUAAUAUUUUUUAAGUCUUUAACCAGACUUGGGUAGAGGUGACAGCAAUUUAGAGGUCAGCAAUCUGCAACAUUAUGUUGGACCACUGAUUAAAAAUUAUAAUAAUCCACCCAUUCAGUAAGUUUUGUUGCUUUCAUGGGAUUUCCAACACAUACCUGGAAUGAAUUAUUUUGCUUGUAAACUAGGAACAAUAAUAAAUCACCUUUCAGCGCCUGGAGGGCUGAGGGUUCAAGCACCACAGUGCCUUGAGGGAAGCGGGCUGGGGGGGCAUUACCACGGUUUUAUUUCAUGGGGUUGCUAGUUUUAAAGGACAGGAUAUGAAACACAUUGUACCUUGCUUGUAACUUUGUAAAAACGCUUGUCAUGAAAAUAAAAGCUCUUCCCUUC